CGCCCAUAUAAUUGGAAUAUCUCUCUCUCUCGCUCUCUCAUUUUGUCCCUCAUUUUGCCAUUGUUGGUCGAAAGCUAAAUCCUUUUCGGUAAUCUCUUACUGGUGGUUUGAUUUGCUACAGCCAAGAUUUUGAUUUUCCGUAAUUGGCAUUGCCUAGAGUUUAUCUUCAUUUCGCUACAUCGGGAUUUAUUAGUUUUGGUUCUGAAUUUGGCAUACAUCUCUCUACUUGUGCCAUUUCCUGAUUUGGAUCAUAAGUGUGGAAAAUCCUAGUCUUGUUCUUAGGAUUGUGAGGAACACUGCUCGUGAAUACUUUCAACAAUUGUGAAAUCAAAUGGCUUGAUCAGGUAAUGAGUACUUCAAAAUUGGGACUUUGUUAGAAUCUUACAUCUCAUGAAGAGAAACGGAUGACAAAUUUUCUGGGGUCAGCAGAAGGAAGUACUGGUUUCUGCUUACGAACGAGACAAUGAGAAGUCCAUUGUUCAAGAGUGUUUCCUCGGUUUUCAGUCUUAGACCACGGAUCAGAGGGUUGCUUUUCUUCGUCGUCGGUGUUGUGGCUCUAGUUACCAUUCUAGCACCAUUGACAUCCACUUCAUAUGAUGCUUCUACUGCUUCAACACUUGUCCCCAACAUGUAUAGUAACUAUAGGAGGAUAAAGGAGCAAGCUGCUGUUGAUUAUCUGGAUCUAAGGUCUCUCUCCUUAGGUGCUAGUCUAAAAGAGUUUCCUCUCUGUGGUAAAGAGAGAGAAAGCUAUGUGCCUUGUUAUAACGUAACAGGGAAUUUGCUUGCUGGGCUUCAAGAGGGUGACGUGUUAGAUCGACAUUGCGAGUUUGAAAGAGAAAAGGAAAGAUGUGUAGUUCGUCCUCCAAGAGACUAUAAAAUUCCACUUAGGUGGCCACUUGGUAGAGAUAUCAUAUGGAGUGGGAACGUGAAGAUAACCAAAGACCAGUUUCUUUCGUCAGGAACCGUGACAACGAGGUUAAUGUUGCUUGAAGAGAAUCAAAUUACAUUUCACUCGGAAGAUGGCCUGAUCUUUGAUGGUGUCAAAGACUACGCUCAUCAAAUUGCUGAGAUGAUAGGUUUGGGAAGCGAUACUGAGUUUGCUCAAGCGGGUGUACGGACUGUGUUAGACAUUGGUUGCGGCUUUGGAAGCUUCGGUGCACAUCUAGUGUCUUUGAAGCUGAUGCCUAUAUGUAUAGCUGAGUAUGAGGCAACUGGGAGCCAAGUCCAAUUAGCUUUAGAGAGAGGCCUUCCUGCAAUGAUUGGAAAUUUCUAUUCAAAACAGCUUCCUUACCCAGCAUUGUCUUUUGACAUGGUCCAUUGUGCUCAAUGUGGCACUACUUGGGAUAUAAAAGAUGCAAUGCUACUUUUGGAAGUGGAUCGUGUUCUGAAACCCGGAGGGUACUUUGUUUUAACUUCUCCGACGAACAAAGCACAGGGAAACUUGCCAGACACAAAGAAAACAAGCAUCUCAACACGGGUGAAUGAGUUAUCUAAGAAGAUCUGCUGGAGUCUAACAGCACAGCAAGAUGAGACGUAUCUUUGGCAGAAAACUGCAGAUUCAGAUUGCUAUUCGUCUCGUUCGCAAGCUUCUAUACCUCUUUGCAAAGAUGGAGAUAGUGUUCCGUAUUACCACCCACUGGUUCCAUGUAUAAGCGGAACCACGAGUAAACGCUGGAUUCCUAUACAGAAUAGGUCUGCUAUUGCAGGAACAAACUCGGCUGACCUUGAAAUUCAUGGUAUAAAACCUGAAGAAUUCUUCGAGGAUUCACAAAUAUGGAGAUCAGCACUUAAAAACUAUUGGUCCUUGCUUACACCUUUGAUUUUCUCUGACCACCCAAAGAGACCCGGUGAUGAAGAUCCUCUCCCUCCUUUUAACAUGAUACGCAAUGUGAUGGACAUGAAUGCUCGUUUCGGGAACUUAAACUCUGCUUUACUUGACGAAAGAAAAUCCGCUUGGGUAAUGAACGUUGUACCUGUCAAUGCACGUAACACUCUUCCUAUCAUACUUGAUCGUGGCUUUGCCGCUGUUCUACAUGACUGGUGUGAACCAUUCCCUACAUAUCCCCGAACAUACGACAUGCUUCAUGCCAAUGAACUUCUCACACAUCUUAGCUCCGAACGGUGCAGCCUAAUGGACUUGUUCUUGGAGAUGGAUCGGAUUCUUCGCCCCGAGGGAUGGGUUGUUCUCAGCGACAAGCUGGGAGUAAUCGAGAUGGCACGUGCACUUGCAGCUCGAGUGCGUUGGGAAGCACGAGUCAUUGAUCUUCAAGACGGUAGCGACCAAAGACUUCUUGUCUGUCAAAAACCGUUUCUCAAAAAAUAAAUCAAAAAGCAACGUCUAAAAAAAAUUAUGCUUCUUUUACCAUAAACAACACUCACUAGUCACUACACAGUCUUUUCACCAAUCCAAUCAUGCCUCUUGCAAAUUCUGGAGAGAAAUCAAUUUUUGUUUUUCCUCGGACAGAAGAACUUUGAGGAGGGUUUUGUAAGAGUGGAAGCUGUAGCUAUGAGUAGAAGAAAGAGUUAGCUUCAAUAUUCUUUUAUUUUUGUUUUUGAAAUUUUGCUCUGGAACAGAGCUGUAGCUAUACAUUUUCGUUCAUCCAUUUUUGUUGUUUGCUCUUUAAUUUUGUAAACGAGAUUACUCUUUUUGGAAAGUGUAUUUUUUGAAGGUUUGAGAUGAUAUCAUG
Molecule: messenger RNA, 2687 nt
Organism: Eutrema salsugineum
Lineage: Eukaryota; Viridiplantae; Streptophyta; Magnoliopsida; Brassicales; Brassicaceae
Product: probable methyltransferase PMT5
Exons: 10
Coding region: 464-2323 (619 amino acids)
Cellular component (GO): cytoplasm
Molecular function (GO): methyltransferase activity
Source: RefSeq, a predicted model, not a curated record